UGGUCACUUUAUUUAUUUAUCAUUUGUUUUAUUUGUAAACAAUUGCAGAAAAUUUACCAUUUUAAGAUUUAUAAAUUGCUGAACAUUAAGCUAAAUAAAUUGCAGUAAAAUUUAUUUCAAGUCAAACUUCAACUAAACCUCUAAAACAGAACAGUUUUUCAAAAACAGUAUGUUUAAAAAAUCCAAACCCAAAAUUGAGCCCCCGCCCAUGGCUCCAAGUAUUGAGGAAAUGCUGGCGGACAUGGAAACCUUUGAGGUCAAUCAACCCACAAGCACUUACUCGGAUAAUUCCGAGCUGGAGCACGCUAUUCUCACGGAACCGGAAAAUCUGAGUCUUUCAACUUGGUGGCAAGUUUUUGACGAAUACGAUCAGAAAGUCAAGAAGCUAUCGGCCACCGAAGGAAAUCUGGAAACACAAAGAAAUCAACUCAAAGAAUGCUACGCCAAAUUGGAAAAGAAUGCUGAUAAAUUGAGGGAUGGCAUCAAAAAGCAACAGGCGUUGGCUAAAGAAGCUCUUAAAUGCUAACUUUGGAUAUUAAUUAAUAAAUGUUUAUAUUGAUACAAGUAUAUAAACAAAAUAUUUUACCAGUGAA
Drosophila gunungcola (fruit fly) is the source of this 593-nucleotide messenger RNA. RefSeq lists its product as uncharacterized. The record is from RefSeq and is a predicted model, not a curated record. Bases 170 to 526 code for a protein of 118 amino acids. The transcript is spliced from 2 exons. Lineage: Eukaryota; Metazoa; Arthropoda; Insecta; Diptera; Drosophilidae.